This is a messenger RNA of Cydia strobilella, 7899 nucleotides long. RefSeq names its product neuroligin-1-like. The transcript has 15 exons. Gene Ontology annotation, biological process: modulation of chemical synaptic transmission; postsynaptic membrane assembly; neuron cell-cell adhesion. Gene Ontology annotation, cellular component: postsynaptic membrane; plasma membrane; cell surface. The coding region runs from base 466 to 3246 and encodes 926 amino acids. NCBI's taxonomy places the organism in Eukaryota, Metazoa, Arthropoda, Insecta, Lepidoptera, Tortricidae. Gene Ontology annotation, molecular function: signaling receptor activity; neurexin family protein binding. The record is from RefSeq and is a predicted model, not a curated record.
AAAAAAAAAAAAAAUGGUCUAAAGAGUUAUGACCCACGAUAAACUUAAGUAAUCAUAUCAUAAUUUGUGAAGUGUUACGAUGCGUAAUAUUUUAGUGCUUCAAUAUUAAUAUCUCAAGUGUUCGUGCCAGUGACUGAAAAAAUAACUAAGCGUUGCUCACAAGUUCACGGGUCGUUAAUUCAGUGGAGGAGAGAAACCGAAAAAAGAGGUCUUCGCGUCCGUUCAUCGGAGUGAUAAAAUUUAUGACAAACGGUAAAACCAAUGGUUGACUUAAUUGGGCCGAUUUGCACCACGCCAAAAACAUGAGACGGUGGCCGCGGGAACGGGAGAAGGGUGUGUAAGGAUGAGCAGGCGCGUGGGGCGGUGCGCGAGCGCUUGCGCGCGGCGGCGGCGGGAGGCGUGACGCGCAGGUGCGGCGCGUCCCGUCCGCGCCCGCGCCCGUCCCGCGGCCGCCCCGUGCGCGUGAUGCGAGCGGACCGCGCCGCGCUUCACGCGUGGCUCGUCUGCUGCGCGGCUGCGCUUUCCGCUCACAAGUACAGCACGCGCGUUGUGAGGACUAAGUAUGGCCCUCUGCGGGGAAUCGUCGUGCACUGGCAUCCGCAGGUCGAAGCUUAUCUUGGAGUGCCAUAUGCCACACCACCACUUGGUAGCCUUAGAUACAUGCCGCCGGUGACCCCAUCCCAGUGGCGCACGACUCGGCUGGCGGAUGCGUCAGGCCCGGCGUGCCCACAGGUGCCGCCCGCCGCGGCGCCGCGCGAGGAGGCGCUGCUGCUGCAACCGCGCGCGCGCAUCCGGCAGCUCGAACGCCUGCUGCCACUGCUGGCCAAUCAGAGCGAGGAUUGUCUCUACGUCAACAUUUAUGUUCCUGUGAAUGGUGAAGGCGAAGACGAGGGUGGAGGGCUGCCAUGUCUGGUGUUCGUGCACGGGGAAUCAUAUGAGUGGAGCUCGGGUAGCGCCUACGACGGAACCACGCUGGCGGCGCACGGCAACAUCAUUGUUGUCACUAUCAACUUUAGGUUAGGUGUAUUGGGUUUUUUAAAGACUGGUGCUAAGGGGUCGGCGCAGGGUAACUUCGGACUGAUGGACCUAGUUGCGGGCCUGCAUUGGCUGCGAGAGAACCUACCCGCGUUCGGUGGAGACCCGGAGCGGGUGACCCUCAUGGGCCACGGGACGGGUGCGGCGCUCGCCAACUUCCUCGCAGUCUCUCCUGUGGCUCGAGAGCUACUGAAGCGUGUCAUCUUGUUAAGCGGGUCGGGUCUCAGCUCAUGGGCAUUGCAGAGAGAGCCACUUACAAUAAAAAGAAAGGUGGCGGAGCAGACUGGGUGCCAUGGCGACCUACAGGAGGACGACCUGGCGCCGUGCCUGCGAAACAAGCCGCUGGCCGAGCUGCUCGCCGUUCGGCUUGAUCCGCCGCGGUUCCUGCCCGGCUUCGCGCCCUUCGUCGACGGCACUGUUAUAGUCAAUCCGUCUUCCGCCCCUCCGCCCACCGACAGCACACGGCUCGGCGCCGGCGCCGCCGCGGUGGCGUCCGCCGCCGGCCACGAGCUCGCUGACUUUCCACAUAGGGAACUAUUGUUCGGCCUCACCACUACUGAAUCUUACCUGGAAUUCAACGCUCAAGACUUGGAGUUCGGUUUCAACGAAAGCCGCCGGGACCGCAUUCUGCGCACAUUCGUUAGGAACGCCUACUACUACCACCUUAACGAAAUAUAUUCCACCCUGAAGAAUGAGUACACGGAUUGGGAUAAACCUUUGCAAAACCCCCUCAGCGUCCGCGACGCUACGCUUGAGGUGCUUAGCGACGGGCGAACGGCGGCCCCACUUAUCAGGUUAGGGUACCUGCACGCUCUCCGCGGUGGAACCACUUAUUUUUCGCACUUUCACCACCUCUCGCCCGACAAGGAUUAUCCACAGCGUCCUGGUUCAGUGCACGGCGAGGAACUGCCUUACUACUUGGGUGUUCCACUGUCCGUGGCUCAUCACGCACAGAACUACACUCAACAGGAACAGAGAGUUUCACGUUUAUGCAUGCACUACAUCACCAACUUCGUUAAAUACGGUAAUCCGAACGAUCCGACUGCAACGCCGCCACCUAGCCCACUGUUGGGCGAGGCACCAAGACUUGGCCCCAACCAGACGCCUUACUGGGACACUUAUGACACCAUCAACCAGCUCUACCUGGAGAUCAGUAGUAAGCCUGAAAUGCGCAGCCAUUACCGGGGCCACAAGAUGUCGCUCUGGCUGUCCCUCAUCCCGCAACUGCACCGCCCUGGUCCUGACAUGCCGGAUGCCGCCAUGCGGCACCAUCAUUUUCAGGAAGAUCCUAAUUAUUACGAAGGCGCUGUAAGAGUGCAGUCUCUGUCUCGAACACAUGUGCCGCAUGUCGUGAAUCUGGAUGGAGCUGGACGUGGCGACGGCGGCCGCAGCACACCAUCGCCGCGCACAGUACCUCCAAGGCCCUCCGUCCCACCCGCACCCUCCACUGAGUGCCCCCCUAAUGUCACGACGACACCCGUGCAAACUGACGACGCUCUGUUGCGGCGACUAGCUUCUUCUCAUUAUCAGUCUUAUACUGCCGCUCUGACUGUCACAAUCGCAGUCGGGUGUUUCCUUCUACUUCUCAACGUCCUUAUAUUCGCUGGCAUAUAUCACCAGAGAGGUUCGCGUCCCCGGCGAUCGAAAAAUGAUUUGGCUGAAACAGGAAGCUCAUCAUCUUCUGACAAUUAUGAUGGAAAACUCGACUAUGAAGUGCGCGCAUUUGAUGGGAAGGGUUUCGGUUUCGAGUGUAAAUCUGCUCACGUGCCACGGGCUACUGGGUCUAAGUUUGACUUGCGGACGUUAUCAGACUGCGGUGAGCCUACGUUUGGUGAAUACAGUUGCUACGACGAGAAACAUAGGGCGGCGCGUCGGUCGUUACCGGAUGUGAGUGUGGGGAGCGCGAUUGAAGCCGGUAAUGUAGUGUGUAUCGGUGUAGACACACAGAAACCUGAUAUUCAAAAAGUGGAUGGAAGACAAGAACUUAUAGGUAGAACUAGCACUUUUGAACCUAGGUUAGUUGAUAGUUCUACACAAGUGAAGUUCGGUCCAGUACCCGACCCGUCAGAAGGGGCAUGUGAGUCCAACCCCGAGUCGGACACUGGCGGUGCGAGCGGCUCGGGGAUCCUGCGCGUUCCGCCAGCCGCCACGACUCCCGCGCCGCCCGGCAUCAUGAAGAAGAGAGUACAGAUUCAAGAGAUAUCAGUAUGAGGGUUUCUUGAUGCGGCUGAGAUUGUUGUUAAUAAAAGGACAAAAUUAUAACGAACUCACGACCACUUCACGUGUAAUGUGUAUAUUACUGAAAUUUGACAGACUAAAGAAAUAUUGUAUAUAUUGAUACCAGUAUAUUAGAUAAAUAAUAAAUGUGCGUACAGCGAAAUGGAGUUAGAGGAAUAUAAUUAUGUAAUUUUCUCUGCCUUAUGUGAAUCUGCGUCUGUAAAUAUGUAAGUAAUACUUCUUCUCUCUUCCGCUCUACAUGCUAUCGUAUAGAAGGUGUGGGAAUAGCUUAACAGUCUGUGUAGUUAGUCAAAGUACUUAAUCAGAAAAAUUCAAGCUAAUAUUAUAAUCUGACUGUUACUGCACGGUGACUGUUAUAUUAUUUCUACCCUUUAUAUAGAAUGAAGGAAUUGUAGGUUCUUGUGAACGUAUUUGUAUGUAAAGUUAUAAAAUUUACAUGUGAAUAUAACAAUAACUUAGUAAUGAAGUGAUCUAAAUACUUACAAGUGUACAUAUGGAUACAAAAAGUAUUUAGGGUAGUAUAGUAUAACUUUCGGGCCAAUUCGAACAAUGAUCUAGAUAUCAACUAGAUAUCCACUAGAUAUGAAACAGAAACGAUAACGAGAUAUUUAAGAAAGUCAUGUUAAAUUCGACAUUUCCGCGAUUCCGAAUGUCCUCUUGAAUGAUCUCUUUAAGAUAUUACUUAGAUAUACAAUGGAUAAUAUCUAAUGGAUAUUAAAUGAAAAUUGGUUUCUCGAAUCGAACUGCAAAAGAUAACUAGUUGAGAACUAAACUAUAACGUAUCUAUUAAAUUUCGUAUUGGUCUCGUAUCUAGUAAUUAUCACGUUGUUCGAAUUGACCGGUUUGAAUGUUGUAAUUUUUUGUAAAGUUACUUUAAGUGACUAUUACUUUGAGUAGUUUUAUAUAAGUAACAAUUGAAAAUUAAAAUGACAAACGGGUAAGUACUCAAAAGCACAAUUCAAGUUAACUAAACCAUAUGUUGACGCGAGGAAUGUUCAUUUUAUUUAACUGACUUCAUGGUAAACAGGGUAAAAUACCAUUCUUUUAGGGUAAAACACCCCCAUCUGAUAAUAUUUAUACAAGAUGAUAAUGUCUCACAAGAGUAGUAGACUAGUAUUAUAAUAAUUUCAAAUGUAAUGAACAUAGGUACAUGAUUGAUCCAUAGCAAGAUAAGUAACCUGUUGAACGCCGAAGUACUGAUGGAUUAAUUCAGUUCCAUAAUUAUAUGUGAAUCGCUGGUCUCACCCUGGAUACCUAAUAUUAUUAAUACCUACACUAAACUUUAAAACAAGAGUAAAUAGGCUGUUACUGAACCGGUGAGCUCCAUCCUAGGCCCUGUCUUCACUUUCCAUCAGGUGUGACUAGGGCCAAUCGCCGAUCAGUUUAUAAUAAAAAAAUUAAAAAAAAAACUAUCAACUUAAUCAACUAUCAUAGGCACAUAUUUCCCGCAGAUUUUAUAUGGUUCUUUUUUUUAUGACCUUGUUUAAUUUUACUCUAAAAUUAAAUAUAAAUAAGAAGUCUUUUGAAUGAAACUAUUUCUGAUACAUAAUAAUCCAAAGUUGCAUGAAUCUACCUAGGAUCUACCUACCUACCGCGAUCUUCCUAGGAUUGUAGUUAUAGAAAUCGUCCAAUGUUGUCCACUUAAUAUAAAUAUUUUGGUUCCACUAAUAUAAAUCAAUGUCAAAAAAUAUUGAAUCGAAUAAAGCGACAAAAAUAUGUAAACACUAACUUUUAUCUCAUAUAUGUAAGUGUAAGGGCGUGUAGAAAAUGUUCCCCCUUUGACAACGUUUAUUUUUGAAUAUUAUACUUGAAAUUCAUUGUGCUUAAAACAAUUAUGCACUAAACAUAAUUGUUUUAAGCACUAAAACUAUUUAGAAGUGCGAGCUCAUAUUGUAAUUAAAGUAAAUUGUUUCGUUUAUCAUUUUUGUAUAUAUUUUCUAUUAAAUUUCCAAUACAAUAUAAUUAGGUAUAUUUGUUUGUUAUAUUUUUUUGCAAUCAGUCAAUGCAAUUUGUAAAAAUACUUAGACAUUUUACUGUACAAUUUACUGUUUAAAUUGCAGUAGGUAAGUAGCUAAUGUGGCUUACCUUUUAGCCACAUAUGAACUAUCUCGAUCAACAACAACAAUGAAGAACUUUGUGCGUGAGUACUUGUCCGUAUUUUAUUUUCACAGGAAUUGAUGAUAAUGUAAUAGUGAGUGAAUAAAUCAUUAAAAACAUGUUAGUACAGAUGUAGUGCAUAAUUGUUUUCCAUCGUAUUUUCUCGGAAACGUUCGUAUUCGUCAUGCUACUUCAGUCAACCUCAGUACUUUAUGUACCGAGAUUGACUGAAAUAGACAUGUUCGUAUGAUUCCGUGAAAAUACUAUGGUAAAAUAAUUAUGCACUACAUCUGUAUCCACAUUGUGACAAAAUGUGAACUAGCUAAGAAAUUAUUAAAAUUAUGUUCAGAGGUGAUAUUGAGGUGAAAAUGUAUGAAUAAUUAUGUAACUACUCGCUACAAGUUAUUUAACUCAUUUAAUCUUCAAGAAUUGACGUGUGCAUUUUUCAUCGCCACAAAUAUCAAGUAAGUUCAUAGAGUAAAACUAAAGUAUUCAUACUACUCGGCUGUUCGUUGCUGCCCUACUGACAUUCGCACUUUACAAUAUGUUUUUUUCUCGUGUUACAUAGAAACAUGAAGAUUGCCGAGAAAAGUUAAAUAAACAUGUAAUUUAUUAACAAAAAAAAUGUUAAUAUUCUGGUUUCACUGUACCGCAACUGUUAGGAUAUAGCGACAGUUCAUAAGUUGGACAGCGACUGUAGUGAGUAAUUAUAAAAUGAACAAGUAACUGUCAAAAAUUUUUUUUUGAGACACACUUUUAUUGCUGGCUGUACUUCUUCUCAUUUGCAUGUCUAUCGAGUACUUCUUGAGACCUUUCUAAUGAGCCUAAACUUGAUGUGUUUGUGUUUUUCCAUUGUGGAGUUCCUUUGGCUACCUACCGGCUGCAUCAUCCGAACACCUCCAUGUUAACAUAUUAUGUCACCGAAAUUACGACAGUACUCCAAAUUUCAACUGAAUCUGAUACCGGGAAGUGGUUCAAAUUUUAGUUACAAGAUUUGAAGCACUAUAUACAUGUACAUACAAAGGUAUAUACGCAGUGAAGCUAAAUAAAAGUGUGUAAAAAGUCAGAAAUGUUGCGAGUUUAUGACAAAUAUGUGUGUCGUUUUCUAUGUAUAAAAUUAAGUAUCUCCCGGAACAGACUUAUUUACAGUAACAGUACUUAACGUGGCGGUUAUAAGUUUAGUAAAUUACCUGCCACUUUUAUGUUUUCACUCAAUUUUUUUCGAAAUCGACAUUCUUGAAGUUGCGUGCUUUUGCUUCACUUGUUUCUCUUUGAAUUAAUUUACAAUAGCCAAUUUAUUUUUCAAAAGGUAAAUAUAAUUGUGUAGAAAAGCUUUCGGUAUUUAUAGGCAUUGCAGAAUGAAACAAACGCAGAAUGAAAUCUACUUAAGUAAAAACUGAUUUUACUGAAUUGGCAACCAUUUUUUUUUAAAGACGUUCUACCACAAUAUAAAUCCAACAUCCUCUAAACGUAAUUUUAAAUUCUAAUAUGGUUUAUCUUUCAGGCGUAACGACCGAAUCAUAUACCUGAUUGAUUUGUUUAAUAAAUUUAUGAGAUGCUUACAAAUAUUUUAAAUUAUUUCGAUAUUCUGAUCAGAUAUCAACUUAUUUUGAAGUCAAAUGUAUGUUGUAAAGUGUUAUAAAGUGUUAAAUGUAUGUUUUUUUUAAAUAUUUUGGUUAUAUACUUAUAAUUAGUACUAUUUGAAAAAAAUAUGUUUUGAAUUUAAUCAAUAUAUUGCAAAAUUUACUGCCAUUAUUGCUUGCCAUGGUCGUACGUAGCCAUGGUUAACUACAACUGACAUCAAACAAACUCUCUAAAUCAUAUAGGAAUUGAUUGUUAAUGUUCGUACGUACCUUGCUUACACACGUAAGCCUAGAGUUGUUAUGGAGAUAAUGAUCAUGGCACAUUGAAUAAUUAUUGUUAUGUAUUUACAUUUAGUGAUUUGUUAUUGUUAUGUUAUUUAAUGAAAUAGUUCUUCAUCAGCCUAAGCCAAGCGAUUCGUGCCAAUGGCAUUGAUGAUUAAAAAAUAUUGAUUAUUAUUUACUUAUUUGAAAAUCGACGUGUCUGCUGAAAAUGUGUGUUACUGAUUUAUGAUUUCGUCGUAUGGACUGCUAAAUACAUAUGAUGAAAUUGUAAUGUCAUAUAAAAAUGUUUUCGGUUUUAAUUUAAAGAAUGCAUUUUGCUCAUGUUAACAUACUGAUCGAAAAACCUCCAGUGGAUUAUAAAAAGUUAAAACUUAUUUAUCAAAAUAUGUUGUUCCGAAAUUUAGUCACAGAUGUUAACGUUUAAUAUUUAAUAUAUCUGUUAUAUUGUAAUUAUUUUCAUUACUACGUAAGUACCAUCAGCUGCAAAAGUGCAUACCGAAUUUAUCAAUGAAUUCAUUCAUAAUUUCUCCAUGCAAUUUCGCAGCUCACUGUACAUUCCUUGUUAUUGUCCUAAUUAACGUAUACAUUUUGUUACAAUUUGGCAUUUUAAAAUGAAAUGCAUAAAGUAAAAUAUGGUGUCGAAUAAUAAAUAAUUGAAGUAUAA